AUGGUAUUCAUACAAGAAGUGUCUCCUAAUGAACCAGCAGAGGUUCAAGUAUUGCUCCUGAGCAAACCCGUGGACGUUGAGCGUCUCAGCGUCUACAUCCAGAACAACGCACUUUCUCCAGAUGACACAGGCGUAUUGAUUUCCAAACUAGAAGCAUGGCUCGCACUUGAUGUACGUGAUGAACAUUAUCAUACGUCCAAACUCCCAUAUUUGUCUUUGGCUGUGACUUUAUUUCGAAAGAGCACCCAAGAAAACCUGUUCAGGCUCCUUUGCCUUAUUGGCGCUUACAUAAAUCCACACGUUAAGUGGUCCAACCUAGAGCUUGCCAAUAUUGCAUCUUCGCUCUCUGUGGAUGAAAUAUCAGUCCACAUGUCUCAGUUUUUUGAUUUCCUUAAGCCACGUUUCCUUAGCAUGCGUAAUUCUAAAGUGACUCUGGCAGGGUACAAGAGAGACGAAUCACCUAUACCGCGUGGCCUUCGGCCCAAGUUAGGUUUACUGUCUUCAUACGAACAAAAUACUAGGGAUACUUGGAAACGAAGCGAUGAUGUCAAGGCCCUUUCGUGGGUUGUCCUACUCAUGAAAGUAGGGAGACGGUGGUCUGGCUUUGAUCAUUCAUGGCCGGUCAUAACUACGUUCAUCAUCAACGUCCUAGAUGAUUCUGAUGCGUACUAUAGGGAACAAGGGUGCCAUCUUCUUAACAUCUUUCUCAGUUGUGAACUCGGUGACUUGUUGCUCAAGUCAGGAAUGGUCCAUGUGUUUCAGGAGGCCCUUGAGACCAGUUUAAACUUUCUACCGAGUCUCACUCCGGCGGAAAAAUCAUUGAGUUUGUUGUCAGCAACAUAUCCCACUUUGUACUCAUUGCAACAUUUGAAAAAGGCUUCCCCUAUGGAAUUCGUGGGAAUCCUUGAUAAACAUAUUCUUGGUCUGAUCUCACAUGUUCAAGGCAGACACAAUGACGCGAAAACAAACUCUGUUCUCAGAUUUCUUCUAAGUCAAAUUGCGAUUAUUGUCACUGAUUAUAUUGGGCCUUCUGUUCUUGGAUGUUUAUCACGUCUAAUAUUUGUCUUGAACCAAUUAAUCGUCAAUCCAUUUGUGAUUGACACUGAAGACGGUGUUGGGGUUGUAAAUGCAGCAUUAGAAGCUCAUUGUGCAAUUCUUCAAGUUUUUGCGAAACUAAAUAACAAGGAAGGUUCGAAUCUAGUCAUGCUGUACCGAUAUGACUUCAUUGGCCCGUGGGUUAUUUUGUGCAAGAGAGUGUCUAGGUUUAAUGUCGGGGAUUCACAAACUCAAGCACUUUUGGAAAAGAAUGUUGCACUUCUCGGAGAUAUAUCCAAAUCAGCUGCACUUGGAGAUAGCCUUAAGGAGGACCUACAACAGACUUGCCUCAAAGUCGCCGAGUUUAAAAGUUAUGUCCAUUAA
This is a messenger RNA of Clavispora lusitaniae ATCC 42720, 1419 nucleotides long. RefSeq lists its product as uncharacterized. NCBI's taxonomy places the organism in Eukaryota, Fungi, Ascomycota, Pichiomycetes, Serinales, Metschnikowiaceae. Gene Ontology annotation, cellular component: TTT Hsp90 cochaperone complex. The record is from RefSeq and is a predicted model, not a curated record.